Messenger RNA from Thyridium curvatum, 720 nucleotides. RefSeq lists its product as uncharacterized. NCBI's taxonomy places the organism in Eukaryota, Fungi, Ascomycota, Sordariomycetes, Thyridiales, Thyridiaceae. The record is from RefSeq and is a predicted model, not a curated record. Bases 1 to 720 code for a protein of 239 amino acids. The transcript has 2 exons.
AUGGCCAGCAAGCCGUCAUGGAUUGAACGAAAAGCGAUCAGCCAAGAUGUUCUCAAGCGCAUAUACGCCUCGGAUCAAGACAUGUAUCCAGUACCGCUGAGCUUUGAGCGGCUCCAGGAUUGGGUAGCGCAAUCCCCAGAGCUCUCUGUCUGUUACCUCGACAGUGCAGCCGACGGCUGCGACUCCCCAGGGGAUGCCGUCGAGAUCGGUGCCGUUAUCGUGCUGCCCCUGCGGAAGAAUCAAUGGGAAGAGCUGCUAGUUGGGAAAUUGAAGGAAAUCGAAGUUGACGCAAGCAUCAUGUUUGGGAGCAGCGACACAGACGAGCUGCAGGACGUCGGCUUGCACAUCUUCCACAUUGAAAGGUUUGAAGGGUGUGGCCGAGCCAAAGUGCAGCGAUUUGCCGAGUUUGUCUUGGAGGAUGUGCGCGAGGUGGCAACUCGAUACCACUGGAACAUUCUCGGGUACUCUGCACUCACAGCCACGCCGGCUGGUAGAAGGGCUUUUGGUCGGAUGUCUUUCAAGCCAACGGGGUACGAAGAGCUCUUUUCUCAGGCUACAAGCGAUUCUACUGAGAUGCCAGAGAUGGGCAUCAAUAUGCUCUUCAAAUACCCUGAGGGGCAAGGGGCCGAUUCGCUUGAAUUAUCACAGUCACACCAUAUUGUCUUCAAGUCUGCAAUGGUCGUGAAAUUCGGCAAUGGGGGGUUCUGGGACGACAAGUGA